Molecule: messenger RNA, 1708 nt
Organism: Impatiens glandulifera
Lineage: Eukaryota; Viridiplantae; Streptophyta; Magnoliopsida; Ericales; Balsaminaceae
Product: serine/threonine-protein kinase RIPK-like
Exons: 5
Coding region: 101-1534 (477 amino acids)
Biological process (GO): protein phosphorylation
Molecular function (GO): ATP binding; protein kinase activity
Source: RefSeq, a predicted model, not a curated record
AUCCAUAUCCUUCUCUCUCUACAAUCUCUGUUUCUUUGACACUGAUUUGAAGAAUCGAUUUCAAUCGUAGAACGAACUAACGAACGAACGACGAGAUCCGAUGACGGUUACAUGGAGAUCCUACAUAUGUUGCGGUGGUGGAGAAACAGAGACGGAACAAAUACCGGAGAUGAUGAAGACAUCUCCGGCGACGGAGACGGUUAAUAAACUGGUGACGAAACAGAGCUCAUUUCAGAGAAUUUCCAUAGCUGAUUUCAGCUCUGCAUCUGUUAUGUCCGAGGAUAUAUCAAGUUCGGUAGUUGGAUCGAACCUUCACGCGUUUACUCUAGCCGAAUUGAAGGUCAUAACUCAGUGUUUCUCCACCAAUAGUUUCAUCGGAGAAGGCGGAUUCGGUCCUGUUCAUAAAGGAUUCAUCGAUGAUAAACUCCGUCCAGGUUUGAAAGCUCAACCUGUCGCUGUUAAGGUCUUGGAUUUGGAAGGCUUGCAAGGUCACAAGGAAUGGCUGACUGAAGUGAUAUUUUUGGGUCAAUUGAGACAUUCACAUCUUGUGAAAUUGAUUGGUUAUUGCUGUGAAGAUGAACAUAGAGAUCUUGUGUAUGAAUACAUGCCAAGAGGCAGCUUGGAGAAUCAACUUUUCAGAAAGUAUUCAGUAACACUUCCAUGGUCAACAAGGAUGAAAAUUGCUCUUGGGGCUGCCAAGGGACUUGCUUUUCUUCAUGAAAUUGAGAAGCCUGUUAUCUUUAGGGAUUUUAAAGCUUCAAACAUCUUACUUGAUUCGGAUUAUACUGCCAAGCUAUCGGAUUUUGGGCUUGCAAAAGACGGGCCUGAGGGCGAUGAUACACAUGUCUCCACUCGGGUUAUGGGUACCCAAGGAUAUGCUGCGCCUGAAUACAUUAUGACAGGUCAUUUGACUCCAGCAAGUGAUGUAUAUAGUUUUGGAGUAGUACUUUUAGAGUUGUUGACGGGAAGAAGGUCAUUGGAUAAGAGUAGGCCAAAUAGGGAACAAAGCUUAGUAGAAUGGGCAAGGCCGCAAUUGAAGGACCCUAGAAAGUUAAGGAGAGUAUUGGACCCGAGACUGGAAGGGCAAUAUUCUGAGUCAGGGGCUGAAAAGGCAGCUGCAUUAGCUUACGAUUGUCUCAGUCACCGACCAAAAAACAGACCGACGAUGAGUAACAUUGUGAAUAUUCUUGAGCCACUAAAGGACUUUUACGACUUACAAGUUGGAACAUUUGUAUUCACGGUUUCACCUGAAAAAGAGACUGGCAAAGAAAGUGUUAAUAAAGAGGGUGCUGGAAUAACCGGAGAGAAAAAGGAAACCGCGAAGAAAGAACAUAAUGGAGGACAUGGAAAUGGGCAUCAUAGACAUGGACAUGGUCAUGGACAAGGUCAUCGAACUCGAGAGGGUCAACAAAGACAUCAUCAUAGGACUAAGUCACCAAAACCGCAAAGUGUUUAUUCGGAGGAGACUGCGGCUGUUCAGAAGAACCUUAAAGGGUUGAGGUCUCCUGAGCAAUAUAAGAUGACUAGAGCCUAAAUGAACAUCUCCAAUGUACAUAUAAAUAUAGAAAUUUAUUCUGUUUAUUUUUUGUGUUACAAUUAAAGUUUUCAUUUUCUUUGUUUGUUGAAAUAUAUAUAUUUAAUGUAAUUGGAACAAGAGAGAUGUGAAAAUGUAAGUCAAAAUGCAUCAUAAUACAAUUUUUUUAUAUAU